This is a messenger RNA of Saprolegnia parasitica CBS 223.65, 1638 nucleotides long. RefSeq lists its product as hypothetical. Gene Ontology annotation, biological process: L-histidine biosynthetic process. NCBI's taxonomy places the organism in Eukaryota, Oomycota, Saprolegniomycetes, Saprolegniales, Saprolegniaceae. Gene Ontology annotation, molecular function: imidazoleglycerol-phosphate synthase activity; oxo-acid-lyase activity. Bases 1 to 1638 code for a protein of 545 amino acids. The transcript is spliced from 5 exons. The record is from RefSeq and is a predicted model, not a curated record.
AUGACCGCCCAGACGACGACGACCAAGACGGUGACCGUCCUCGACUACGGCGCUGGCAACGUGCGCAGCCUCACGAACGCGCUCCACGCACUUGGCUACGAGGCCACCUUUGUCACGUGCGUCGAGGACAUUGCCGCGGCCAAUGUGCUCCUGUUUCCUGGCGUCGGCAACUUCCAGCAAGCCAUGCACUUUCUCAAUGCCAAUGCGUACGUGGACGCCCUGCGCGCGUACAUUUGCGCCAACAAGCGCUUCCUUGGCAUCUGCCUCGGCAUGCAAACGCUCUUUGAAGGCAGCGAAGAGUGCCCGGGCGUCAACGGCCUCGGUGUCGUGCCCGGCAUCGUCACCAAGUUCCCGACGAACGCGCUCGCCGUGCCGCACAUUGGCUGGAACGGCGUGAACGCGCGGAAAGCGUCGCCGCUCUUUUCGCAGCUCGCCAACGACGCCAAUGUCUACUUUGUGCACUCGUUCCGUGCGACACCAACGGACGCGAACCGCGACUGGGUCCUCACGACCACCAACUACGGCGACGUCGAGUUCAUCAGCGCGAUCCAGCACGGCAAUGUCAUGGCCACGCAGUUUCACCCCGAGAAAAGUGGCGCGGUCGGCCUCCAGAUGCUUCGAGGCUUCCUCGAAGGCGACGCCUCGGUCGCCCCGAUCUUGCCGCUUCGACCGUUCGGGCGCCGGCGCCGCCGACUACGCUGUGCAAGCGACUGCCUCGACGUGCGCUCCAACGACCACGGCGACCUCGUCGUGACCAAGGGCGACCAGUACGACGUCCGCGAAGCCAGCGACGGCGGGAACGUGCGCAACAUGGGCAAGCCCGUCGAGCUCUGCACACGCUACUACAACGAAGGCGCCGACGAAGUGGCCUUUCUCAACAUUACGAGCUUCCGCGAGCAGCCACUCGGCGACACGCCGAUGCUCGCGGUGCUCGAAGCGUCUUCAAAAGAGGUGUUUGUUCCGCUCACGGUCGGCGGCGGCAUCCGAGGCUACACGGACGACAGCGGGCGCACGUGGUCGGCGCUGGACGUGGCCGCGCGCUACUUUCGCGCGGGCGCCGACAAGGUGUCGAUCGGCAGUGACGCCGUCGACGCGGCCGAGGGGUACUACGCGGCCAACAAGGUGCUCUCCAAGUCGACGUCGAUCGAGCAAAUCUCGACCGUCUAUGGCCGCCAAGCGGUUGUCAUUUCGGUCGACCCGCGCCGCGUCUAUGUUCCGUCGCAAGCAGACACGCGCCACCACGUUCUUGCGCUGCAGCACCAGCUCGGGCCAAACGGCGAGACGCACUGCUGGUACCAGGUCAUGGUCAAGGGCGGGCGCGAAGGCCGGGACAUGGACGUCGUCGAGCUCACGCAGGCGUGCGAAGCCCUUGGCGCGGGCGAGAUCCUCCUCAACUGCGUCGACAUGGACGGCCAGAACGCAGGCUACGACCUCGACUUGGUCAAGCUCGUCAAGCAGUCGGUGACGAUUCCGGUCGUUGCGUCGAGCGGCGCGGGCAAGCCGUCGCACUUCACCGAUGUUUUCCGCACGACCAACUGCGAUGCGGCCUUGGCCGCCGGCAUCUUUCACCGCCAAGAGGUCAAGAUCUCGCAAGUCAAGGACCGUCUCCACGCCGAUCAGAUUCCCGUCCGCACGUAA